Acipenser ruthenus (sterlet) is the source of this 2299-nucleotide messenger RNA. Its product is annotated as tubulin polymerization-promoting protein family member 3-like. The transcript is spliced from 3 exons. Gene Ontology annotation, biological process: positive regulation of protein polymerization; microtubule bundle formation; microtubule polymerization. Bases 1 to 534 code for a protein of 177 amino acids. Gene Ontology annotation, cellular component: microtubule. The record is from RefSeq and is a predicted model, not a curated record. Gene Ontology annotation, molecular function: tubulin binding. NCBI's taxonomy places the organism in Eukaryota, Metazoa, Chordata, Actinopteri, Acipenseriformes, Acipenseridae.
AUGGCUGAAAGCACAGACAUGUCGCUUCUUCAGGAGGCCUUCAAGAAGUUUUCCAUCCAUGGCGACACCAAGGCCACUGGCAAGGAACUGAACGGCAAGAACUGGGCCAAGCUGUGCAAGGACUGUAAAAUCAUCGACGGCAAAUCUGUCACCAGCACCGACGUAGAUAUCGUCUUCUCCAAAGUGAAAGCUAAGACUGCCCGUGUGAUCACCUUCGAGGAGUUCAAGAAGGCUCUGGUGGAGCUGGGACUAAAGAGGUUCAAAGGGAAGAGCGAAGAGGAGGCUGUGAGCUCCAUAUACAAACUGAUUGAAGGCAAGGAGCCCGCCAACGUGGGGGUCACGAAAAUCACAAAGAAGGGUGGCGUGGACAGGCUGACGGACGCGUCCAAAUACACGGGAUCACACAAGGAGCGGUUUGAUGAGAGCGGCAAAGGAAAAGGCAAAGGGGGCCGAGAGGACCUGGUGGAAAACACUGGAUACGUGGGCUCGUACAAGAAUGCCGGCACUUACCAUGAAAAACUGCAGGAAAAAUAGCCUGGAGCACUCGUCAUCCAGCCACUGCUGUUUGUGUGAAAAUCUGCAGUAACACUUAUUAACAGAUGCAUUAUUAUUAUUAUUAUUAUUAUUAUUAUUUAGACAAUAUGCAGAUAAAUACCAGCUUCAGAUAAUGUGUUAUAGAGGAAGGGAUGGGUUUACUGAGCUUCUGCUCCUGUGCAAUCUUUUAUCAAUCAAUGUUUAUGGCGCCACCAUAUCCAUGCUUUAUAAUGGAUAUGGCACUGCCAUCAUUUUGAUUUAAUUCAGGCCUAGGACAUGGAUGGACAAUUUAUCGACCAGCUCUUUGUGCCAACCAUGUUCUUAAUUGUUUCAUUCAAGGGUGUCCAAUCACAAUCCUGGAGGGCUAUUCCACUCCAGGUUUCACAGGUCAAAUGAUAUAAUUAACUGCUUCAGGGUCUGGAUGGAAGUUUAGUUGGUUCAAUUAAACAAUUUAGAACAGGGCUGGAACAAAGACCAGGAGUGGAAGGGUCAACUUUGGACACGCCUGGUUUGAUUCAACCAGUUAAACCACCAUCCAAGACCUCAAGCAGUUUAUUAUAAGAAUGGCCCUUUGUCCAAGCCUGAUCUAUGACAAACACACAUUUUUAAAUAAAUGAACACUUAGGAAACAACUCAUUUGCAGGUAAUACCCUUUCAAUGAAUGCUGGGCAUGUGACUACAAGCUCAGUAAAGCUCAGUAAAGCUGGCUGGAAUAUGUCUUAAAGGGUUUAAAGAUGAUUUCUUUGUUUCUGUUUUUCCGAGAUGCACAGAAUUCCUUGAUGCCUCUCAAUGUAACGUUCUUACCAAGCCUUCGUAUUUUUAGCAUCUCUUAAAUGGUUAUCAGCUUUGCACUAUAUUUCUGUUGUGAGGAUCGCCAGUCGAUAGUACAGAAAUUGGAAGUAGCACGAUAAUGAGGAUCUCUGUUUUGCAUUUAAGCAGACUCUCUCUUUUUUCACUAUCAUAGCCACUUUAAUGCUUUGACAGACUGGGGGGAGGGGGGCGUCUAGCAAGUCAGUACAUCACAGUCAAAACAUUAGAAUUUAGUUUUGAUCAUAAACAUGUUAAGAAACACAAAUAAAUAAAUGAAGAAACCCUGUUGCAUCAAAAUCUAGAGCUGAACAUUUGAAGUAAAAACAUGAAAUGAGAGCAAAUUGCUGGAUAACUGGUUAAUCGCUAAAGGUCUGAUUGGGACACAAUCAUUCUUCUUUAUCUGGGAUGGGAUGUCCAGGUGGUACUGCUCUUGUCUCUUUCUUUGUCUUUUGUUUUUGUUUUAUUUUGACAUUUUAAAAGUGAUAGAACCGUUGCUACAUUGUGCUACAUCCACAAGGAUUACAGCACAUGUCAUAGAAGAAGACAUAUUUACUGUACAUACACAAAGAGUAGCUGGCAAACGUAGUUGUGAUUGAAAUGGAGUUUGCAUUAUCCUUCCAAACAAACCAUAAACAAGAUCGGAGUGGAAAGGAGUGGCUUGAAACCUGGUUCCAGGAGACCGGGAGGUCUAGUUUGAAGCAACCUUGCUGAAACCCCAAGUCUCCCCUGGUGUGCCGUGCAGGGGCCUGAAACCUAGUCUCCUGAAACCACGUUCCAAGCCACAAAGUAGCGUCGUGUUCCCUCAGCGUUAAACUUAUUUUCAAUUCAGAUUUAUUUAUUUCUUUGUAAAAAAAAAUUUAAAAAUGCAAAAAAAAAAAAAACAAUGUAAACAACCUAUCCUUUGUUUUCUAGAGAUGUGUAACAUGGACAGUAAUUACAUGAAUAAAAUUGCAUU